Molecule: messenger RNA, 936 nt
Organism: Exaiptasia diaphana
Lineage: Eukaryota; Metazoa; Cnidaria; Anthozoa; Actiniaria; Aiptasiidae
Exons: 1
Coding region: 1-936 (311 amino acids)
Cellular component (GO): membrane
Source: RefSeq, a predicted model, not a curated record
AUGGUCAUGAUCCUGGCGGUCCGCGCCGUCACCCUGCCCGGUGCCGAGCAAGGCUUGGCCUUUUUGUUCACCCCGGAUUGGUCCCAGCUGGCGUCGCCGAGGAUUUGGCUCGAGGCGCUGACCCAAAACGCUUGGGAUACCGGUGCCGGCUGGGGCUUGAUCCUCACCUACGCCAUCUAUAUGCGUGCCCGUGAGGACGUCUCCCUCAACGCUUUCUUGAUCGGCUUCGGCAACAACUCCAUGUCGCUGCUGGCCGGUAUCAUGGUGCUUUGCACGGUUUUUGCCAUCAAUCCCCAGGCCCAGAGCGAGAUCGUCGGCGCGGGCAACGAGGGUUUGACCUUCAUUUGGAUGCCACAGCUUUUCGCCGCCAUGCCCGGUGGCGCGAUCUUCAUGGUCUUGUUUUUCGCCGCGCUCUCCUUUGCGGCCAUGACCAGCCUGAUCGCCAUGCUCGAGCUGGCGACCCGCAUCCUGAUCGACGCGGGGUGGAAGCGGAAGCAAUCGAUCCUGAUCGUCGGAGKCGCGGGAAUCGUUUUUGGCGCGCCCUCGGCUCUAAAGAUGGAGAUCUUCCAGAAUCAAGAUUGGGUUUGGGGUGUCGGUCUGAUGCUCUCGGGUCUCUUCUUCGCCCUGGCAGCGCGAAAAUUCGGUCUCGAGCGCCUGCGCCGAGAGGUGGUCAACGGCGACGGCUGUGACUUGCCGAUCGGCCGCUGGUGGGUCUUCAUGGUCGGCAUCCUGGUGCCCGUGGAAGCGGUGGUUUUGCUGGUUUGGUGGUUGCGGGAUUUGGGACCCGGUUGGUGGGAGCCUUUCGCGACCUUCAGUGUCGGCACCGUAUUGGCGCAAUGGGCGGUCGCCCUGGUGGUGCUGCUGGUGCUCAAUCGCUGGUUGGCGGCGAACAGCUCGGCCGGUAACGACCUAACCCAACAAGGGGAAGCACAAUGA